Molecule: messenger RNA, 171 nt
Organism: Fusarium sp. VM40
Lineage: Eukaryota; Fungi; Ascomycota; Sordariomycetes; Hypocreales; Nectriaceae
Source: the annotation of a GenBank genome assembly
AUGGCGGAGGAUCUUUUUGAGGAUGAUUUGAUCGCCGGCGAGUUCAGCUUUGACGAUGUCUUCGAGAUGGAUAAGGAUGCCGCAAAGUCGUACGGGAAGAAGAUGCCUGAGGUGCUCCUUCAGGAGAUUGACAUGGCUGUCAAGAAGGCCAUUGCGAAGGUUGGCAUGUAA